AUGGAUGCCUUUGAGCAGGUAAAAAAUUCUGGUAAAUCCAUGAAAAAAUUUACCAAUGCAGCAGUUGUUAUAAACUCAAAUGACAAAGGCCUCCGUAUGGUCAAUUUUGUGCACGAUUUACAGGUGUAUAAUAACACAGAAAAUAACAUCAUAUACGUCCGUGCCUGCUGUUGGGCUUCCUAUAAGAGGAAUGUUAAAUACAAGGUGAAAAUGGUUUGUAAAGAAAGUGGGACCCCAAAGAUUCUAGCAGCAAAGUGUGAUAGGCAGUGUCCGGCUUCCAACAUUGGGUGUUGUUGUCAUGUAAUGGCGCUCAUAUGGAAACUUGAGGACAUGACGAGAAAGUCAGAGCUAAAAAAUAUCACUCCUGACAACAGAUGCUGCACAUCAAAACCGAGGGAAUGGGGAAAAGGGGGUAGACGAGAAGUAGAGUUCUCUCCAGUGAUGGCUUUAAAAAUAACAAAACCAAGACAUGCGUCUGACCUACCUGGUAGGAGGAAAAGGAGUAUUGACUCUCAGUUUUACGAUCCCAGACCAUUGAAAUCACAGAAGCUUGAUGCUGAUGGAAUUGUAAAGCUGAGGCAAGAUCUUCAGAAAAUAAAUGCUCGUAUACCCUUUGCUGCUAUGUUACCAGAGGAAAAGACAAUUCAAACAGUAAUGACUAUAGUUGGCACUGUUGCUAAAGGUUCAACAAUUCAUAAGCAACUUCAAGAUUAUUCCCGGCAGCCUCCAAAUUUGGUAGUACCCUAUUUUAGUAGUUCCUCCCUUGCUGGUAAAGAAAAUGUGAAUCCUGUCUCAAAUGGGCAAGCACUGAAUUCAAAUUCAAGUUUGAAUCAUGAAAUCUCUGCUCCACCUUCCACUGUGCAGUGUGAAUCAGAAAUGGGACCCCUUAGCACUCCUUCUAAUGAUUAUGAUGAGCUACAGCUUCAGCAGAUAUCAGAUUGUAAUGUUAAUAACCCACAGCAAGAACAGAAUAUUUCAAGUUUUAUUGAAAGUACAAUUGAUUCAUCUGAAGCACAACAGCCAACAGUCCAAACAGAAACAUUAUUUGUUGAAACUCUUACAGACAAGCAAAAGCAAAUUGAAAUGGCAACAAGAGGACAAUCAACGAAUCCUGCUUGGUUUGAACAAAAGCAAAACAGAAUAACUGCCAGUAUCUGUAAAGAUGUCUUUUCUCAUAUGCAAAAACAGGCGUCAAAAUUACCAGAAAAUCUAGUAAAAAAAAUUACCGCAAAAGGAGCACCCCAAAAAAUGGUCAGCUAUUCACAAGCUAAACAUCUUAAUUAUAAAAGUAAAGGAUUGAUCUUUGGUAUUGAAAAUGAACCUGUGGCAGCUGAUUUGUACAAAGAAUAUCUCUUGUCAUUGCCAGACAUCAAGGAAGUGACAGUUCAAGAGAUUGGAUUAAUUUUAGACAAAGAAAAUGAUGUUCUUGCAGCAAGCCCUGAUUGCAACAAUAGUGUAUGCCAAUGGUGA
Messenger RNA from Porites evermanni, 1470 nucleotides. The record is from the annotation of a GenBank genome assembly. NCBI's taxonomy places the organism in Eukaryota, Metazoa, Cnidaria, Anthozoa, Scleractinia, Poritidae.